AUGAUGCCCCAAUCACCAAGGGGAGAAGGCCCUCCCCACCUCCGCCUUAACUCGGGGAGCCAACAGCCCAAUACCGACGACCUCCCCACACCGUCGGUGCGACCAAGCACUUCGCGAACAAACACCGCCCGCUCGUUAACACAGCCCAUCCGCCCUGCAACUUCUCAGAGCGUCGGCGCGCCCCAUGUCUAUGCCAACGCUUCCGUUGCAGAGUCUGCUGAGAUGCUACUACCGCCUGGAAGACUACGACCCAGAUCCUAUCGGGACGAGUCCCCGCUACAGUCUCCUUCAGGCCUGUCGUCGAGGCGUACGAGCUGGAGUUCAGACUUUACCGGAGCGCCCUUCGCUUCGCCCUUUGACGACUCGAGAGCCCCAUCCCGCGCUGGCAGUGAGGACGAUCUGAAUACGCAAACCGUAUCUGAAAAGUUCAACAUUCUGCCCUCUGCCGGACUUUUGCUUUUCCCUGAAGACGUUGAAAAAGACGAUUACCUGCAUAACCCCGAUCCCAACGACAAGGAUAAGAGGGACUGCGACGUCUUCACCCGCAGAGGAAUAGUCAACGUCGGCGGUCUCGCAAUUCUUGCUCUUGGCAUUCUCAUGCUUUUCGUCGGUUACCCGAUUCUGACCUUUGUUGAAAAAGCCACAGCACCAGAACGGACGCCAUGCUCAGGCAACCCGUUGUGUAUACCGGGCAAGCAAGAAGAGCCACUACUCAAGAACAUUCGCACAGGCCUCAUCGACCCGGACACACCCAAGGAAGCCAUGACCCGCAUUGGCGCCAACGGCGAGAAACAAGUUUUGGUCUUCUCCGAUGAAUUCAACACCGAUGGUCGCAGUUUUUACGAUGGUGACGACCCGUAUUUCCAAGCCGUGGACAUCUGGUAUGGCGCAACUAUGGAUUUGGAGUGGUACGACCCCGAUCAGGCUUUCACUAAAGACGGUACUCUGAACCUCAGGUUCUCGGCGGAGCCUAGCCACGGUCUCGAUUACCGCUCCGGUAUGGUCCAGUCAUGGAACAAACUCUGCUACAAGGGUGGUCACCUUGAGGCCAGCAUCUCGCUCCCAGGACGCGGCAAUGUUAGUGGUUUCUGGCCCGGUUUCUGGACCAUGGGUAACCUUGCCCGUCCUGGUUAUCUGGCUUCUACAGAGGGCUUGUGGCCGUACAGUUAUCAUGAUGAGUGCGAUGUUGGUAUCACACCAAACCAAAGCUCAUACGACGGUCUCAGCUACUUGCCUGGAAUGAAGUUGCCCGCUUGCACAUGCAAGGGAGAGGAUCACCCAUCUCCUGGCAAAUCUCGUAGUGCACCGGAAAUUGAUGCCCUCGAAGGUUCAGUUCAUUUCCUCGGCCCCGGAGAGAGCAAUGCCGUCGGUGUCGUUUCUCAGUCCUUCCAAGCUGCGCCUUUCGAUAUUUGGUACCAACCUGACUACGACUACAUGGAAGUCUACGACCUGACGGUUACUAGCAUGAACGCCUACAAGGGUGGCCCUUUCCAACAAGCUAUUUCUGGUUUGACUAACUUGAACAACGACUGGUAUGACGGCAAGCAAUACCAGACUUAUUCCUUCGAAUACAAGACCGGAUCCGAUGGCUUCAUUACUUGGUAUGUUGGUGAAGACAAGACCUGGACCAUGAACGCUCCGUCCGUUCGCCCCAAUGGCAACAUCGGCACACGUACCAUCCCCGAGGAACCUCUGUCGAUCAUUGCCAAUUUUGGAAUGUCGAACAGUUUCGCAGCCAUCAACCUGGAAGAAAUUGCCAAGGACCUUCCCGCUACUAUGCGAGUAGACUACAUCCGCAUCUACCAGCCAGAGGACAAUCAGAUCGUUACUUGCGAUCCCGAGGGCUACCCUACUACCGAUUAUAUCAAGAAGCACCCCGCAGCUUAUAUGAAUCCCAACCUUACCAACUGGAAAUCUACUCCAUACGAUUGGCCCAAGAACUCGUUCAUGGACGACUGCCAGUCAUGA
Messenger RNA from Bipolaris victoriae FI3, 1968 nucleotides. RefSeq names its product glycoside hydrolase family 16 protein. Gene Ontology annotation, molecular function: glucosidase activity. Gene Ontology annotation, biological process: fungal-type cell wall organization; (1->6)-beta-D-glucan biosynthetic process. NCBI's taxonomy places the organism in Eukaryota, Fungi, Ascomycota, Dothideomycetes, Pleosporales, Pleosporaceae. Bases 1 to 1968 code for a protein of 655 amino acids. The record is from RefSeq and is a predicted model, not a curated record. The transcript has 5 exons. Gene Ontology annotation, cellular component: plasma membrane; endoplasmic reticulum membrane.